UGGUUGGCUCAGUGCCGAGUAAAAUUUCCUUGUCCAACUACAGAAGCAAACGCCAUGGAAUGCAGUGCAUGCAAGUAUGCCUCGUGCUUCAUGCAAGUGCAAACAAUGCUCAAGCUUCUCGGACCUGCUUCCUCGCUCACUACGCACCACGCAAGUGUGGCGACUUAGAUGCAGGAUCCAGGCCCUAAUGUCUCCUUUAGAACGUGUCCAGUACAUUCAGACUGCUUCCUAUCUAUCUCCUUUUGUCCAGAAGCGCAAUAGAUCUGCUCGUGUAUGAUAUAUUGUAGCCGCCUCUCUCCAGCGUUUAGUUCUGACCCUACGGCACUAGUCUUGAGUUCUAAUUUUAGGUACUAUUCCACAGCAAAAUCUGAUUCGCGAAACACGAGCUUACUCCACCUUUUUACAGCAUGGCUUCCUCCGGCGAUCCUCACCAAUCAGACAUGUCUAACUCAGACUCCUCGCGUCAAGGCGUCCACGUGGACGGCCUAUUCCAGCCGUCUCAGACGCUCGAUCCCGUUUCUUCCAGCCCCGUCGAUUCGCAAACAGUGUCGACGCCAUGGCCGCGCGCCGUGUCGGAUCAUCUCAUCCAGAUUGCAUCCGCCUCGCCUGAAAAAAUAACCCCAGGGGGGGUAACAUCUGAGUCCGAUGUCUCUCCGUCGCUCCCGCCGCUUCUUCCGCCUACAUUUGCGACGCCGCUGCAGCAGCUGGCGUCAAAUGCUGCGACGGCAACACAAGAGCCGCGCACUCAACCGCCCACUCUCUCCGCACCGCAGCUAUCCGCGGCUGGCGGAGGCGCAAGCGGACGGGCGCAAGCUUCCCCGCAGGCAGACUUCCGCGUGUACCUCCGCCCGUUCGCCUCUCCGCCUCCCGUGCGGCUGGACGUGGAUGGCGGAGACGGUUUUGCGCAACUUUUCGCCCCCGUGGAUCCCGCCGUUUCUUCCGCUAUUCCCCCUGCUUUCGCGCUGGACCCGCGGUCAGAGGACGGAGAACGGGGAGCGGAGGGCAGCGCUCUCCUGUCGCGCAGCUCCCCAAUCGGGGGAGUUGCGGGGAACGGAGAAGGCUGGCGCGGGCUUAGGCCGGAGAGGGUUCGGGGGAGCGGAGAGGGCUGGGGGGCGCGGAGAGAUUUUCUGGAGAGUGCGGUGAAUGGAUUUUGGACGGGGGAAGGGGCGGAACAGGGGGAGGAGGGGGACGAGGGGGAGGAUCAGGGGCUUCUGUUUGCGCAGGGUAUGCAGCAGCAGCGGGCGGACCGGUACCCGCAACGGCGGGAGGAGCAUCCGCAUCACCCACAGCAGCCGCAGCAGCCUCAGCAGCUGCGGGGAUUGGAGUCGUCGGCACUGGACGGUUGGGGGCAGCAGCUGCCACGCCGGCCGUCAAGACCUAGCGUCCAGGCUGCCGGCCGUUCGCGAUACGCCGGCCGGCGCGUGCGCACGAGCCCGUUGAACUCGGGCCUCUGGGUGGCGGUGGAGUUUGUCUUUAUCUUAGGUCAAAUCAUGGCGACCGCGUUUAUUAUUUUCGCUUCUAUGGAUGAAAAGCCGAGUGUACCUUUGCGAGCGUGGGUGCUGGGAUACGCGUUAGGGUGUGUCCUGUUACUGCCACUGUUGUACUGGAGGUACACUCAUAGAUACACGCGGCAUCACUCACAGGCUGCUGGGGCGGAUGCGGGCCGUCCGAUGCGUCAGAUGUACGGUCAGCAGUCGCUGCAGCAGGGCUUUCCAGAGCAGCGGCUAAGGGACGAGGAAUAUAGGGUGCUGUUGCAGCGGCAGCAUUGCGAAAUGCUGUCGCGCUUGCAGCAACCGCAACAGCAGCAGCAGGAACAGCAGCAGCAGCCGCAGCCCCAGCAGCAGCAGCAGCAGCAGCAGCAGCAGCAGCAGCAGCAGCAGCAGCAGCAGCAGCAGCAGCAUCAGCAGCCGGACUUGACUCCCUCACCAUCCGUUUCCCAAUCGCCUAGCUCCCCCCUAUCCCACCUUGCAUCCCCCACACAAGAACCAGCCAAUAGCAGUGCGCCAUGUGGCUCCCCCCGGUCCCCUCUCCUCGAGCUGGCAUCCGCUUGUCCGCAUUCCCUCGCCCAGGCGUCAGAAAGGGCGCAGCAGCCGCCUGUUAUAGAUGGAGAGCUCAUAGCGGGGCAUGCUGUUGCAGGGCAGCUUAUACCGGGACAGGCGGGCGCGGGGCGGGCUGUAGCAGGAUGUGGUGUAGAUGGGCAGCUUGUAGCGGAGCAGGCUGUAGCGGGGCAGCUUGUAACGGGGCGGCUUAUAGUUGGAGAGAGAGAGGCACUGGUGUCCGGGGGAACAGGUGGGGGAGUGGGGAGAAGUGCGGAGGGCAUUCGGGGGAGGGCGGAGGGCGCAGUGUGGAAUGCGUCCGGCGUAGGGGCGAAUGGGGAGGGCGCGGGGGGGAGUGACGAGGGCGCGCGGUUCUGGGAGACCUAUGUGGCGGAGAGGGCGAUAGCAGCGGGGGAGAUGGCGCAACGCGGACCAGGGGAGCAGGGGCGCGGAUGGUGGGGGUGCCUCUGGGGUUUCCUCAAAGAGGCGGCCGAUGACUGGCGAGACGAAUCCAGGCUUGUGGUGAUGGUGGAGCGUUACAAGGUUACUGUGGACUGCUUAUUUGCAGUCUGGUUUGUGCUUGGCAAUAUCUGGGUCUUUGGUGCCAACUCCGCAGCUCUGGCGGCCCCAAAACUGUACAAUCUGAGCGUGGUGUUUCUGACGCUCAGCUGCAUCAGCUACGCCAUGCCGUUCCUCCUCUGCGCCACCAUCUGCUGCUGCCUGCCCUGCAUCAUCACGCUCAUGGGCUUCGACAACGACAUCGCAGCCAUCUCGCCCGCCUCCAAGGGCGCUGCCCCUGAUGAGAUCGCCUCCCUGCCGUGCUUCAAGUAUAAGGCGCUGAAGAAGAGGAGGCCGGGUGGGGGGACUGGUGGGACUGGUAGGAGUGGUGGGACUGGUGGGACUGGGAAGGGUGUUGAGGCGUGUCGAGGGGCAGGGGGAGGGAGUGAGGGGAGCGGGAAGGGCAGCAGUAAGGGUUGUGGUGGGGGGGUUGGGACCGGUGAGGGAGGGGAGAGGGACGGGGGAGGGAAUGCAAGAGCUUGCCACCACAGUUGCAGCAGCAGCAACAGCAGCUUUGGCGGCAGCAGUACAUUCGAUAUGAUCUCUGACUGCAGCGUGUCUAGCAGUGGUAGCGAUGGCUCCUUGUCGCCUGAAGGGAGCCCCAUUAGCAGCAGCAGCAGCGGUGGUGGUGGCAGCAACAUCAGCACCAGCAGCAGCAUCGCCACCACUGCCGGCAGCAGCAGCAGCAGCAGCUCCCCAAGCCUGAGGAGAAACCGCAGGCGAUCACAGCAAGCACUGGUAACCAGGGGGGCGACGGACCAUGGCCCGAGCACAAGGGAGCUGGAAGCCACAGUCGGAACAAGGGCGUACAGCAGCAGCAACCUCAGCAGCAGCAGCAGCAGUGUGGCCACCAGCGCCAGAAGUGCCGUUGGCAGCAGUGCUGGCGGGGGAGGGAGCGCGGGGGAGGACUCCGACAGUGAUAGCUGUUGCUCAGAAGAGGUCGGACUGCUGUGGGCGGGGACGGACAAGGAGCGGAUGGUUCAAGGGGAGGACGCUGUGUGCUGCAUCUGCUUGGGGCAUUACAAGGAUGGGACCGAGCUGAGGCAGCUGCCCUGCAACCACCACUUCCACCAAUCCUGUGUCGACACGUGGCUGCGCAUCAACGCCAGCUGUCCGCUCUGCAAGGUGGACAUCAGUGGACGGCCAAAGGAGGCAGUGGAUCCUGAGCUUGCGAACGAAUUCGCAGCAGCCUCAUUUGUCUAAACUGGCGCUGACACGGCAUGCCCUUUGCUUGCCGUUUUUAUUUGAUUUUCCUCUCCUAACUCUUAUGUUGCUUGAUUGUUGUACAUUAUUGCUUGCGGAAGCUAAAGCUUCCAUUUGUUGUGAUUGAGAUAUACAGGUAAUUGACUUUGAUUAGCCAUCACUGUGAAAAAACUGGUAUGAGAUUGUAUUGUAGCCCCUAAUAAAAAUCGUGCCGAACC
This is a messenger RNA of Closterium sp. NIES-67, 4015 nucleotides long. The record is from the annotation of a GenBank genome assembly. NCBI's taxonomy places the organism in Eukaryota, Viridiplantae, Streptophyta, Zygnematophyceae, Desmidiales, Closteriaceae.